AUGGAGAACAUGAUGCAGGGCAAUAAGAUCAGACGAGUUGCAGCUACUCGCAUGAAUGAGAGGUCAUCUCGAUCACACACGAUUUUCCGGAUUAUUCUGGAGUCGAAAGAUGCCAAUCAGAAAGAUGGACCUGUACAUAUAAGCUACCUUAACUUAAUGGACUUAGCUGGUUCUGAGAGAGUUUCUCUGACGAAAGCUGCUGGUGAGCGUCUUAAAGAGGGGGCUAACAUAAACAAAUCUUUGUCAGUAUUAGGAAAUGUGAUAAGGCAACUAAGCGAGGGGAAGGAGUUUAUCAGUUAUCGCGAUUCGAAAUUGACUAGACUGCUCUCACAGGCUCUUGGCGGAAAUGUGCUGCUUGAUGCAAGGGAAGCUGUCGUAGACAAUGUUGAUAAAGUUAUGGAGAACAUGAUGCAGGGCAAUAAGAUCAGACGAGUUGCAGCUACUCGCAUGAAUGAGAGGUCAUCUCGAUCACACACGAUUUUCCGGAUUAUUCUGGAGUCGAAAGAUGCCAAUCAGAAAGAUGGACCUGUACAUAUAAGCUACCUUAACUUAAUGGACUUAGCUGGUUCUGAGAGAGUUUCUCUGACGAAAGCUGCUGGUGAGCGUCUUAAAGAGGGGGCUAACAUAAACAAAUCUUUGUCAGUAUUAGGAAAUGUGAUAAGGCAACUAAGCGAGGGGAAGGAGUUUAUCAGUUAUCGCGAUUCGAAAUUGACUAGACUGCUCUCACAGGCUCUUGGCGAUCCUGGGCUUUUCCAAUUAGUAUCCAAUCAGUUAUUCCAGCAUGUGGCAGACCAGGUUGAUAAGAGGUACUUGAUUAGAUGCAGUUAUAUUGAAAUCUACAAUGAAAAGAUCAAUGACCUCCUGGAUAAGAGCAAUCAGGGUUUAACUAUAAGAGAAGAUAUCAAAGGAAAUGUGCUGCUUGAUGCAAGGGAAGCUGUCGUAGACAAUGUUGAUAAAGUUAUGGAGAACAUGAUGCAGGGCAAUAAGAUCAGACGAGUUGCAGCUACUCGCAUGAAUGAGAGGUCAUCUCGAUCACACACGAUUUUCCGGAUUAUUCUGGAGUCGAAAGAUGCCAAUCAGAAAGAUGGACCUGUACAUAUAAGCUACCUUAACUUAAUGGACUUAGCUGGUUCUGAGAGAGUUUCUCUGACGAAAGCUGCUGGUGAGCGUCUUAAAGAGGGGGCUAACAUAAACAAAUCUUUGUCAGUAUUAGGAAAUGUGAUAAGGCAACUAAGCGAGGGGAAGGAGUUUAUCAGUUAUCGCGAUUCGAAAUUGACUAGACUGCUCUCACAGGCUCUUGGCGAUGUAUAUGGAUCUGUAGUAAAACCUUUAGUCGAUUCCUUCAUGGAAGGUUUCAAUGCCACAAUAUUUGCAUAUGGCCAAACAUCUUCUGGCAAAACACACACCAUUUUGGGCAAUAAAACAGAUCCUGGGCUUUUCCAAUUAGUAUCCAAUCAGUUAUUCCAGCAUGUGGCAGACCAGGUUGAUAAGAGGUACUUGAUUAGAUGCAGUUAUAUUGAAAUCUACAAUGAAAAGAUCAAUGACCUCCUGGAUAAGAGCAAUCAGGGUUUAACUAUGAGAAGAUAUCAAAGGAAAUGCUGCUUGAUGCAAGGGAAGCUGUCGUAG
Molecule: messenger RNA, 1626 nt
Organism: Acanthoscelides obtectus
Lineage: Eukaryota; Metazoa; Arthropoda; Insecta; Coleoptera; Chrysomelidae
Source: the annotation of a GenBank genome assembly